UAUGAGUUGCUAACUCCAGUCUAUUCUGUGAGACUCGGCCGCGUGGUCGCCUCAACAUUCACGCGUCAGAAUGUUCGCAACUUUGAACGCAGCGAGUCACCGGUAAAAUAACGGACAAUAUUCCAUGUUCUUUUUCUGAAUUUGAAAAAAAUAUUCUCUCGAUAUUUGAAAAUAAAGAGUUCUUUUUUUUUUAUUCUAAUAAAAAAAUAAAACAAAAUAAUAGUGAUGUGCGUGUGUUUUUGUGUCUGUGAAGUUUAUUAAAACUUUUUAAUAAUAAUAAAAAAGUUGGUAUAAUUAAAUAUUACAAAAAAUAUUAUUGCGUAUGAAUAUUAAUUAAAGGCAGGUACUCGAAACGCUAUUUUGGUUGAAGUGCGGAAAGUUUGUUGGCUUUAGAUGAUUUAUGAUGCGGACGACACCGUGGACGCGACGGUUCGGAAAAUUUUAAUGCUUCGGAACUGACGUGACUUUCGAUCGAAAAUGUUCACCGCCCAGCCGAACGCGUCGGUCCUAAUCUACAGCCCAGAUGACAACCAGACAGAGAGUGACUACACUCCCUACGAAGAACGGCUGGAGACGUACCUGGUACCCAUCCUCUUUGCCAUCAUCUUCAUAGUGGGGGUCCUUGGCAAUGGGACCCUGGUUAUCGUUUAUGUCAGACACAGAGGCAUGAGAAAUGCGCCGAACACGUACAUAUUCUCGCUGGCAUUAGCAGAUCUCCUGGUGAUCCUCAUAUGCGUGCCAUUCGUCUCAAUUAUUUAUACCUUGGAGUCCUGGCCAUGGGGAGAAGUCAUCUGCAGGAUAUCUGAAGCCGGUAAAGACGUCAGCAUUGGAGUAUCAGUCUUCACACUGACAGCUUUAUCAGCUGAACGCUACUGCGCCAUAGUAAAUCCUUUUAGAAGGUUACAGCUUCGAAAACUCCCUUUGGUUUGCGCGACAUUCAUAUGGGCAGCGGCACUUAUCUUCGCGGCGCCAGCGGCUCUGUUCUCAAACACAGUCACACUACGAAUAAGGCCUAAUGUCACCAUAGUAUACUGCACGCCUUUCCCUCCUGGAUGGGACAGCUACCCAAAAUGGAUGACUUUAGCAAAGGCGUUAAUAUACUACGGGCUGCCAUUGUUAGUGAUUGCUUUUUUUUACUCACUAAUGGCACAGCGCCUACUGGCCAGUACGCGGGAAAUGCCAGGCGCUUUACACGGAGGACAGGGAGAGGCGCAGGCGCAGGCUAGGAAAUCUGUCGCUUGUAUGGUGCUGGUGUUUGUUAUUGUAUUCUUUAUCUGCUUCUUACCGUACCACGCGCUGGAGAUGUGGUUCCAUCUCUCUCCAACCGCACAGACAGAUUACAACGAUUGGAUACACGCGCUGAGGAUAAUGGGCUUCUGUCUUAGCUUCCUCAACUCCUGCGUGAAUCCAGUGGCCCUGUACUGCGUCAGUGGAGUCUUCAGGUCACACUUCAAUCGCUACCUCUGCUGCCGACGGGGGACCCUUCAUCCAACCUGCAGCUCCCGGUUGUCCAGGACUGCUGUCUGCGAAACCUCAUUCAGGAGCACACAUCGGCAUCGCUGCAACAGGAACCCGACAGAGAGCGUUGUGAUAUCAAACUACGACUAUGGAAGCACUAAGAAGAAGAGUAACAUCAUAUCAAGGAACAGCGCUGAUGGUGUCACCAUCAUGACCAUCAGGGACACCAAUGACUUCCUAACCGGAGAUCUUGAUGAGAAAUGCAUCACUAGAUAGGGAAUAUGGUAUUUACGGCGAUACAAAAGACAAUGAAUGUUUUUUGUUUUGUUUUUAUCUGAUUAGUUUUUGAUGUUUACAUACCGUAUGGGGAAUCCUCUUAUGACUUAAUUUAAACCACAUAUUUUUUAUCAUCUUGGCUGACAAUAUACGAAAAAUGAGCGAAAUAGACCUGGUAGGUAAGCCAUAAAUUGCAUUAUUCUAUUUGAGCUAAUUUGAACACUCUCUAACGGCAUUAUAACAAACGCAUGUCCGUAGCAUUCCAAGACAACCAACAAUAUUUCAUUAUUUCUUUUGUUUGAUUUUUUUUUAAUUUUCGUUAUUGUUGAAAUAUUUAGUUACAUUAUGCCUUUGCGAACAAGUACUACUUGUAGUUUAAUUUAAAUCAUACGAGUGAUCUCCAUACUGUAUACUAUGUUAUUAGUGUUAGCGCUUCAUUUGUUGUUUAAUCUAUGUCUGCGUUUUAGGAACGAUGAUGGAUUUUUGUGUACAAAUAUUUUGAAAUCAGAUUUGGUAUUGGGACUAUAGCUAUGUAUUCUAUUUUCGUAUUUGUUUAAGGAUAACUCUAUUUAUUUUUAAUUGUAUAUGACGAAGGAGAAAUCUACGUGGUGUUUUAAAAGUGUGACGUCAUCAUUGCUGACGUCACAGUUGUUGUUCUCACGAUGGUCACCCAUUUUGGGGCUUAGAAAAACUUCACGAGUACUGUAAACUUAGUUUAUUCAACUCCCAGAGAGGUCCGUACUGUACGGCGAUCGGAGUGCAACUGCCUCGAUUGCCUACAGU
This is a messenger RNA of Spodoptera frugiperda (fall armyworm), 2517 nucleotides long. It is a transcript of the gene NGR-A14, whose product is annotated as neuropeptide CCHamide-2 receptor. The record is from RefSeq and is a predicted model, not a curated record. Lineage: Eukaryota; Metazoa; Arthropoda; Insecta; Lepidoptera; Noctuidae. Gene Ontology annotation, cellular component: membrane. Gene Ontology annotation, biological process: G protein-coupled receptor signaling pathway. Gene Ontology annotation, molecular function: G protein-coupled receptor activity. The transcript has 8 exons. Bases 478 to 1734 code for a protein of 418 amino acids.